CCGGUCAGCGUCAUACCGAAGAACAUAUUUAAGAAACAUCGCAGAUGGUGGCCGUCACUGCAAAAAACAUCGCUGCGCUUGACAUGCUUCCUCGGGCCAUUGCCAGUUGUCGGCCAGAUAACCAUGAGGGUUCAGUCUGGAUCGACGGUUGUGACCAGCACGCUAAUCGUGGUGGCAUGUAACGGACCACUGCUCUGCGGCCGGAACACGAUAGAGUCCUUCCGUAAGGCGGGUGUGUCCUUCUGGGACACUGGAACCACCUCGAGUGUAAAUGUUGUUCGUGAUAACAGGAUGGCGCCUCUGCUCGAUGAAUUUUCCGAUCUUUUCGAGAACAAGCUUGGCUGUUGCAAGGGCCCCCCUGUUCAAUUACACCUUAAAGAAGGAGUCCGCCCACGUUUCUGUAAGGCACGUACAGUGCCUUAUGCCAUGCGCUCCAAGGUUUCAGCCGAGAUCGACCGUCUUGUACAAGACGGAGUGCUUUCGUCGAUAAGCAUUUCAGAUUGGGCAACACCGGUGGUGCCGGUAGCAAAAAAGAACGGCGAUAUACGAUUGUGCGGCGAUUUCAAAUUGACAGUCAACCCGGCGUCGCACUUGGAACAGUAUCCCCUGCCCAAAGUUGAAGACAUAUUUGCGGCGCUUUCUGGAGGCGAAGUCUUCAGCACUCUGGACCUGCGCAACGCGUACAAUCAGCUGCCGCUGGACGACGAAGCUAGAAAGAUCGCGGUACUCAACACACACCGGGGCCUUUACUGCUACAAUCGCCUAGCAUUUGGAAUUGCUUCAGCCCCCGCCUUGUUCCAGCGACGCAUGGAAUCGAUUUUGCAAGGUUUGCCGAAUGUUCAAGUGUACCUCGACGACAUCAUUGUGGCGGAGAAGGAAAACGACACAUCUGUACUGCGGCAGGUGUUUCAGCGGCUUCGUGAACACAACUUGAAGUUGAACAAAGCCAAGUGCCGGUUUAGGGAAGCACAAGUGUCGUUUCUGGGGCACCGCAUCGAUGCCAAAGGUCUGCAUCCUCUGCAAGAUAACCUCGAGGCGGUACUGGCCGCGCCGAAGCCAACAUCGGUAAGCCAGCUGAAAUCUUUCUUGGGCUUGGUUACUUAUUAUGCUAAAUUCUUGCCCAACUUGUCAACGACGCUGGCUCCCUUAUAUUGCUUGCUGCAGUUGGCAGACAGCACGAGCGAGGACAUGCUUCUCCGACAGGUGAAGACGUGGAUUCUUCGUGGUUGGCCAAACCAGCUGGGGCCGGAGCAACAGUGCCUUCAGCCGUACUUCACCCGCAGAUACGAACUCACUUCAAAUGGAUUGGCGGAGCGGGCAGUGCGCACCAUUAAGGAAGGUAUCAAGAAAAAUAAGGAUGGAAGUCUGCUCAAUCGUAUUUCCAAGUUCUUGCUACGCUACAGGGCAACACCGACUCGAGAUGGCAAGUCACCCGCCGAGAUGUUGCUGGGUUUUCAACCCAGGACCCGCCUAAGCGCACAUUUUCCAGAGGAAGAGGUGGCACGGGAUCCCACGGAGCCCAUUGGCGACCGCCGUGGCUCGUGCGCGGUCGACCACGGCCUACUGGCUCGCCAGGUCGAAGCAGCCGAGCCGGGCUGCCUCCCAGUCCUCCCGGGUGUGGUUUGGUUUUGGGGUGCGGUUCGGGUUUGA
Messenger RNA from Dermacentor silvarum, 1650 nucleotides. RefSeq lists its product as uncharacterized. Bases 124 to 1650 code for a protein of 508 amino acids. The record is from RefSeq and is a predicted model, not a curated record. The transcript is spliced from 4 exons. Lineage: Eukaryota; Metazoa; Arthropoda; Arachnida; Ixodida; Ixodidae.